Contarinia nasturtii (swede midge) is the source of this 2130-nucleotide messenger RNA. RefSeq lists its product as uncharacterized. The record is from RefSeq and is a predicted model, not a curated record. Gene Ontology annotation, biological process: lipid metabolic process. Lineage: Eukaryota; Metazoa; Arthropoda; Insecta; Diptera; Cecidomyiidae. Gene Ontology annotation, molecular function: lipase activity. The transcript has 15 exons. Bases 12 to 2027 code for a protein of 671 amino acids.
UUAUACAAAAAAUGAGGGCAUUCAUUUUAUUGGUGCUAGUAUCUGUCGUCUGCACAGUCAACUCAAAAGAAAAAUCAAAAUUACGUUUUGAUGUCGAUAAGGAUGUACGAUUUGAUUUAUAUACACUGAACAAUCCAACCGUACCACAAAUACUUGAUUUAAACAAUAUAAAUACGAUCACAGAAUCAAAUUUUAAAAGUGAAGUUCCCACCAGAAUCAUUAUCCAUGGUUUCUUUUCCAAUGGACAGCUCACCAAAGUCUUGACUGACGCUUACUUUACAAAGAAACAAAUCGACGUCAAUUUAAUUGCUGUAAAUUGGGAAAUGGCUUCUCGCACAGUAAAUUAUGUUGCAGCAGCUGGAUAUGUUCCAAAAAUUGGCAUUCGCACCGCUGAAUUUAUUGAUUUCAUGGUGGCGAAUAAAUUCAUGAAUAUAACAGAGCUUACAGUGAUUGGCUUUUCGUUGGGCGCACACAUUAGUGGCAUUGCCGGUAAAAAUGUGCAAUUGGGAAAAAUUCCAAAAAUAGUAGGUCUGGACCCGGCUUUUCCAUUAUUCUCAUUGGAUAAGCCAGAUGAUCGCCUUGACAGUGAAGAUGCACUGUAUGUAGAAACGAUACAUACAAGUAAACUUGGUUUCUUUGAUCAACUUGGAAAGGUUAGCUUCUAUUGUAAUGGCGGACGCUCACAACCAGGUUGCACAUGGGAUGUGACGGGAAAAUGUUCACAUCGUACCGCAUAUUUGUAUUAUGCGCAGAGUAUUUACUCAGAACAACCGUUGAUGGGAUAUUUGUGUGACUCAUUAAAUGACAUAAAGGAUGGUCUCUGUAAAGAAAAUCAGCAGUCGACCAAAGCAGUUUUGGGCGGAGAACCUGGUGCAUUUGAACAGAAUUAUCAUACCAUUUAUCACAUUUUUAUUUCAAACAUUUCAAUUAAACCGUUCGUAUCGCGACAUUCAACUCUAAUUUGUUCUAAUUUUAAAUUCAACAAAGUCUUGGAACUUUUUAAAAUGGGACUUAUUCUUUUCUCUAACUUUUUAUUCGCCGUUAUAUUGACGAUAGCAAUUGCCAAACCUUUGGAAUCAAAUGAAUUGAUUUUAGUGCCAACAUAUGAUGGAAAAGUUACACGUGUUAAUAUAACAGAAGCAAUGACACAAGUGCAAACAUUCUUCGACGCGGAACAAGAAGUGACAUUUGAAUUGUUUACAUUAAAAAAUGCAAAUAAACUUCAAAUCCUUUCAUUAAAUAACAUAACGUCCAUCACUGCGUCUAACUUUAAUAAAAAAGUGCCAACGCGAUUUUUCAUUCAUGGUUGGCAAGAGCGGUUAUCCUUAAAAAAGGUCUUUGCGGAAGCUUACUUCAUGCAGGCCAAAGUCGAUGUAAAUUUAAUUUACGUGAAUUGGGAAAAAUCGUCGCAGACAAUCAAUUAUAUUGCAGCUCGUAAUCGAGUGGAGCCAAUUGGUGCGUAUGUGGCCACUAUGAUUGAUUUCCUAGUGAAUAAUGAAUUUGCCUCAAUCAACGAUAUCAACGUAAUUGGCUUUUCUUUGGGCGCACAUGCGGCUGGUAUUGCUGGAAAGUAUGUGCAGUCAGGAAAGUUGCCGAAAAUAGUGGGCUUGGACCCUGCUGGGCCCCUUUUUUCAUUGGAUAAACCAAAUGAACGACUUGAUCGUUUUGAUGCAAAAUAUGUUGAAGUUAUCCACACGAAUGGAGCGUUCCUUGGAUUCUACAAUCAAAUCGGAACAGUCAGCUUUUAUCCAAAUCAAGGACGAACACAAGUGGGAUGCCCGUUAGAUAUCACUGGUGUAUGUUCACAUUUGCGAGCAUAUAAAUACUUUGCUGAAAGUAUUUAUUCGCCGGUUUCAUUCUACGGCUAUCCGUGUAAGAGUAUGGAGGACAUGAAGAAAGGAGAUUGUAAGGGCGUUGGUUUGAAAAUGGGCGGAGAACCAGGCAACUAUAAAGCUGAGGCUGAAAUUUAUUACUUGUCUACGAACACAAAGUCAAUUUUUGCACGUGGUGGAUCGAGAGAUAUAUAAGACUUCGAAAUUCGAAUGGCUUAAACUUAAUUUGAUAAUUAGUUCAAAAUGUUGCAUGUGAAUGAAAAUGUUUUGCUUCCGGUUAUUUAACAAAAUUGAAUAA